AAGUAUAAACUCUUCCUGUUUAGUCAUAAGACCCGAACCCUAAAUAUAAUAAUGGGAAGUAGUCGAGGUGGGAUAAAUUGAUUUGGGUUUUAGUUUGUACUACAUUUAAGCCAAGGGAACGAAGGUAGAGAGUGAGAGUGAGAGUGAGAACAGGGUUUGGUUUUUUUAUUGGGUCGAUGUUGCAAAAUUGCAGUAGUAAGUUGAAGAGAGGGCGUCGGAGAUCACGCGAUGUGUCUUCUACUGACGAAGAUGGUGCCGCCAAUGCUCCUCCUUGUACUAUUUUUGAUGUUGCUUACUUUCAGUCUUACUCUCAUCUUGGCAUUCACGAGGAGAUGAUUAAGGAUCACGUGAGGACUAACACCUACCGAAAUGCAAUUUUCAAUUACAAGCAUUUGAUUGCUGGCAAAGUAGUUGUGGAUGUUGGUUGCGGAACUGGAAUUCUGUCCAUCUUUUGUGCGCAAGCUGGAGCUAAAAGGGUUUAUGCUGUAGAUGCCAGUGACAUUGCAGUACAGGCAAAAGAAGUUGUGAAUGCAAAUAACCUAUCUGAAAUUGUCAAAGUGUUACAUGGACGAGUGGAGGAUGUGGAGAUCAACGAGGAGGUUGAUGUUAUAAUAUCUGAAUGGAUGGGGUACAUGCUUCUUUAUGAGAGCAUGCUUGGAAGUGUGAUUACUGCACGAGACCGCUGGCUGAAGCCUGAAGGUCUUAUCCUUCCUUCACAUGCAACGUUGUAUAUGGCUCCUUUUACACAUCCUGAUCGAUUCAGUGAAAGCAUCGAUUUUUGGCGAAACGUUUACGGAAUUGAUAUGUCAGCAAUGGUUCCACUUGCUAAACAAUGUGCAUUUGAAGAGCCAAGUGUGGAGAUUAUAUCGGGUGAGAAUAUCUUAACGUGGCCCCAUGUUGUGAAGCAUAUAAAUUGCUAUACCACUACUCUGUUGGAGCUAGAAACAGUUGAGGCAAAGUUUAGAUUGCAGUCUAUGAUGAGAGCUCCACUUCAUGGAUUUGCAUUCUGGUUUGAUGUUGAAUUUGGAGGACCUGCCAAUGUAACUGCAGCCAAUGGUGCUUCACACAACGAUAAAACUCCCAACAAUAAUUGUGAGAAUGGUGGAAAGAGAAAGAGACACAGAAGUCCUAGUGAAGGACUUGUCUUAUCUACUGCCCCUGAGGAUCCACCAACUCAUUGGGAACAGACAUUGAUUUUCUUUUAUGAGCCAAUAGAAGUAGUGCAAGAUCAAAUCAUUGAAGGAUCUGUGACUCUAAAUCAAAGCAAGGAAAAUAAACGGUUCAUGAAUAUCCAUCUUGAGUACACAUCAGGUGGUCGGACCUUAGUAAAGGAAUCUGUCAUGCGCUAACUUUUGUUAUCGAGAUCUAUCAUCAGUGUUUUAUGCUGCUGUUUGCCGAUUCAACCAUGACUUUCAUUUGAAAGUUCUGUAUCGUACUGAAGUUCUGAGAAUGAGGAAAAUAGUUCGGGUGUAGAUUGUAUUGUCAACAUGAAUUUAUGUGGACUUUGUGCUUUUUUUUUUUUUUUUUUUUU
Molecule: messenger RNA, 1531 nt
Organism: Amaranthus tricolor (Joseph's coat)
Lineage: Eukaryota; Viridiplantae; Streptophyta; Magnoliopsida; Caryophyllales; Amaranthaceae
Product: probable protein arginine N-methyltransferase 6
Exons: 13
Coding region: 177-1349 (390 amino acids)
Biological process (GO): peptidyl-arginine methylation
Molecular function (GO): protein-arginine N-methyltransferase activity
Source: RefSeq, a predicted model, not a curated record